Messenger RNA from Fusarium odoratissimum NRRL 54006, 684 nucleotides. RefSeq lists its product as uncharacterized. The record is from RefSeq and is a predicted model, not a curated record. The transcript has a single exon. Lineage: Eukaryota; Fungi; Ascomycota; Sordariomycetes; Hypocreales; Nectriaceae. Bases 380 to 556 code for a protein of 58 amino acids.
GGCGAAGCUACUCGUGAUAAGCGCAGAUACAUACUGCAGCGCCUUAAAAACGAGAGGCUGAAAGCAAGUUUUCCACCAGAGCUGCUUGCUCUUGUCCGCCAGAUGAGAGAGUCGCAGCCCGCAAAGGUUCGUUAUUUCGGUGGUCGAUUCCUACGCGGGCCGCUAGGGGGCAAGGAGGUGUCUGGUAUGCCGCAGUUUUUUGAAAAGUCGUCCGGCAGGCUGAAAUACUGUUAUAUGGACCUCAUCGACCCUUCAAAAAUCAGUUCCAGCAGCCGACACAUAGCGAAGAGAACAUGCAACAUGUCACCUGCGCAACCGUUCCCCAACAAGUCAUGGUUUAGAGGCUCUGAUUUUCAAGUCACGACCUCGAUAUCGACUAAUGUUUGGACGCCGGACAAGUAUCCAAACUGGAAGGGGCCUCCUGGAUUCCUUGUCGGUCAAGAUCCGACCUGGAUUCCCGGACACCUCCGCCAGUGUGCCUUUUGCACAAGAUCGGUGUGCAAUUGCAUACAUAAACAAGUCCGCCAGGAGAUACCAUCUAUUGUGGAUACAUUAAACAUGGGCGAGGGAGCUUGGGCAACAACUGACUACAAGCGUGGCGAGUUUUUGGGCGAGUUGGUGGGUGAACUAGCGCCUAUUGACUAUUAUACCGAUGGCUGGGCAGCCGACCUGUCCCGCGAUGAC